AGAAUUCUUUUAUUCUUAUUUUGAUGGCUUGAAAAUUUAUAUCUUGACUUUCGUAUAUUUACAAUUUCCUUUUGCGAAUAUUGCUUUUUCCAAUAUUUUUUUUAAUCAUUCUGACGUUAGUUGAACUUUCUCUCAUAGUUAUAAAAUUAAUUCGAUGUUUUUUCGAAAUAAAUUUUACAAAUUCUAUAAAUUGAAGACUUGUUUGCUUUUACAAUAUAUUAGGUAUAAAAAUUAAUUCGACAGUUUUUUAAAAAAGAAAUUUCAAGAAUUACAUAGAUUAAUCUUCACGGAAUGGUUUUAAAUCGUAUUAAAUAUUUCAAAACUUUUUACUGUUCUUAUUCAGACAAUAGAAGAAUUGUUAUGUUAUAAGAAAAAUUUAUACAACAGAUGAGGAAAGAAACUUUGAUGCAUAUUUUUUUUCUUUUCUUUUUUUUUUUUUUGAUUGCUCUUGAACUUUGCACCAACUAAGAUAGUGCAAUUUCCAGUAAGAGUUGUAUUUUAAAUUAUAGAUUCAGUUGCUAGACUGACACUGAUAUUUUUUUUCAAAAUACAGAGAUAAUUUUAUCAUUUAAAAGUAAUGGAAUCUUUUAUUUUAAAAUAACAUCUCGAAAUUUGAAAUUAUCGUGUAUUUAAAUUGAUAAACACAAAUAUUUAAAUUUUAUUGUUAAAUUUAAUUAUUUCGUAAACUAUGUAAAUUUAUUAUUAUAUCGUAUUGGAUAUUAAGAUUUACAUUUUGAGAUUGAAUAAAAUUUAUCAGAUAAUUCAUUCAAAUUUUCAAACAACGAAGUUUUGAAGUGAUUUCGAAAUUUAGAUAAAGAUAAAGAUAAUGAAUAUUGUGCUCCGUUCAACACUGACGUCAACACUGAAAUCAUUUUGUGUAAUUACAAAUAUGAUAUGCCUCUCCUUUAACCACAUUCUUGUUCCAUAAAAAUAUGUUUAUUACAUUUCAAUUAUUUAAUUAAAUAAUGACAAUUAUCAUUCAAAAUUUCUAUUUUUAUUUUUUAUGUAAAUAUUUAUAAUUAAUCGUGAAACGAAAAUAAUAUAAUCGAGAAAUGAUUUAAUAUUUAAUUUAAAUUUAAGUUAAAGAAAAAAAAAAUUAAAAAAUAGAUACAUUUACAUUGUGAUACAAAUUUUACGUGAGAAAGAUUUUAUCUUAAAUUGAUAAAAAUACGUGAUAUACAUACGCGAAAAAUUUUAUCGAUAAAUUAAAUAUCAUAUUUAUAACAAUAUAUUUCACGUAAUACGAACACAUUACUUCAUCGAAUUAGAUAAAUUCAAUUAGAGGCAACUUACUAUUAAAUAUAAAAAUUAAAGAUUAAAGAUAGAUUGUAUAAUUUAACUGGAUCUUGAAACUUUAAGCAAUUCAAAAACAUUGUAUUGAAUUAGAUACGAAAUGAAUAUUUCAAUCAAUUUCUGAAAAUUACGAUGAAACCCACAAAUUGCAACAUUUGAUAUCUUCAGGAGAAAGGAUUAUUUUUCAUCACUCUCGUACACUAUCUGAGUAAUUUUACAAACAAUACUGCAUCGGCAAUUUGGAAAUCGGUAUAUUUUUCAAUUGAGCUCAGUGUGGGAAUGUGAGCGCCAAUGGUGGAUUCUUUUCCAUUUCUCCAUUCAAUUUCUUCCUUUUCAACCUCAACCAGCCAUUCUUGUCUCUCUCCGGCGCAUUUCUUAAUAAUGAACCACUUUAAUCCGGCGCACCAGAAAAUACCAGCCUCUUAUAUCUCUAAAUCUCGUGAGUGUAUCGACGAAACGAGAUAAUUAAUUAAUACUACGAUAAUUAAUCAAUACCGUGAUAUAAUUUGAUAAUCUUUCGUAUCAGUACUUUCAGUGUUCAAUAUCAAUUUAUAACAUUGAUUUCUAAUAAUUUAAAAAUAAAUCCUCUUUUUCUUCUUAGAUAAUACUAUCACGAGUAUUAUCACGAAAUAAAUUUCUUCCAUAAUCUGUAACAAACAUAAAUCCAAAAAAGUUAUUAAACAAGCUACUCGAAAAUAUCGUUUUCUCAUCAUAGAUAUAAAAGUUUAUUGGCAAUGCAAUUUAUUUAUUUAUCAACAAUAUUUAACCAGCAAUAUCGUCACAUUAAGAUUUUUAUCAAAUUUUUAACUAUUGGCUAAUAGAUAUCUCUGAUAAUUUCGAUUGUUAAUCAUUCAAAAUUAUUGGCAAUUACUCUUUUGACAACAAAGAUAACGCGAUGUUGAAAUUUUCAAGGCGUUCACUCAUUUUGUAGGCGCGACGAGAGACAGAAAAUUCAUGACGCUGGAUUGAAGGAGAGAGGAACGAAAAGCCAGUUCCAAAAAUACGAGUGGAAAGGUUGUUUAACGUCAUGUGACAUAGACGCGUUGUGUUGUGCGUGCAAACAUAAAGCGGUCUACACAAUCUAGAAACGCGCGCACGAUCUAAAAACUUGCAUCACGGUCCUCGUAGUGCGAAUAAUAUAUACCGAUUUUGGCAUCCAUUGAAAACCAUUCUAACGUUGUUAUCUAUAUCGUGAAACCAGAUAUCGAUAUCGUUGCCAUUAUCUGUCCCAUUGUGCGGGCCGCUUAACCAGUGUUGUAGACGGUUGGAAAGAGAAAAUAAUUUGGCAGUCAUCGGUGAAUCAUUAGAGAGAAACGUUUGGAAACGUUUUGAAAGCAUUGCAUUGGUGAAUAUAUUAAAAGUUAUUUGUGCAACCGUUACGAAUUACGAAUUACAUAAUAUUUGUUUACUUGAAUAUUAAAUUUAUGUAAAAAUUUAAUACGCUUUUUAUGUACAAAAUUCAUAUAAGAAUCUUAUAAUUCGAUAAUUAAUAGAUCUAAUUGUGUACCCGUUGUUUUUAUCUCAAGUAUUGAGAAAGUGUGUGUAUAAGAAUAUAGAUAAUGGAACGAUUACCGUCCAAAAAAAUAACGAUAUAACGAUAAUAUAAUUACAAUUUAUCGUUGUAUUUAUUGAUUUACCGAAUAUAUUUCAUCGCGCAAUAUAUUAACGUUUAAAAUAUUAUUAUUCAGUUGCAUUUUAUUCUACUUUUAAACAAGUUCAAAUUACAAGUUCGAUCUUAACUCGACGUACAUUUCUCGAUAAAUCUCGAGCUCUCCAUUUCUUUAAUCCCUCCUCGUCGUCGAAAUGAAGUUUCUAUUUGCGAUUAUAGCGAUUUUUUUUUGUGCGGUGUACGACGAUGCUAGUGGUGCCAGAAUUUUGAUGGUGACUCCGCAUCAAGCGAAAAGUCAUUACAUAGUGUACGAGGCGUUGUUGAAGAGACUUGCGGAAAGAGGUCACCAAGUGGUGUCGUUCAACCAUUUUCCUCAGAAAACAGUUUUACCCAAUUUCACGGAUGUCGAUAUAUCUUCAAGCAUGCCAUACGUGGUCGGUACAAGGUCGAUCAAGGUUGCGUCCCGGCAAACCAUGUUGAAAAAAUUGGAAUCGAUAUCCCUCCUAAGCUUACCAACGUGUCAAUCUGUACUGGAACAUCCGGAAUUGAAGAAAUUUCUGCAUUCGAAAGAGAAGUUCGAUGUGUACAUGAUGGAAAUCUUCCUUUCCGACUGUUUCAUCGGUAUCGGCCACGCUCUCAAAAUUCCAAUUGUGGUUGGAAUAAGUAGCACCGUGUCUUAUCCAUGGACGAACGACAUUCUUAGGAAUCCUGAGAUCCCUAGUUACAUUCCUAACGCGGUUUUAAGUGAUUUUUCGGACGAGAUGAAUUUCUUCCAGAGGGCCACCAACUUGAUGUACCUUUUCAUCAGCAAACUCGCCUACAGGUAUCUAGCGGACAGGCCAGGUUACGAGAUCGCGAAAAAAUACUUCGGCGACGAUCUUCCGGACUUGGAUACGUUACGAUCUAGGAUGUCAUUGAUACUGACGAAUGGGCACAAGGCUGUGAGCACGCCACGAGCCCUUGCGCCAGGAUAUAAAGAGCUGGGCGGUAUGCACAUUCCAGCCUCGGGCCCGCCGCCGUUGCCCAAAGAUCUUAAGGAUUUUCUCGACUCGAGCGAGAACGGGGUCAUUUACUUUAGCCUGGGAUCGCAAAUAAACAUGUCCACCAUGCCAAACGAGGUGUUAAUGUCUUUCUACGAGGCAUUCGAGCGGAUACCGCAACGGAUAUUGUGGAAGUGCACCGAGAACAAUAUGCCCAGGCUGCCCAAGAAAGUUAAGUGCAUCGAAUGGGCGCCCCAGCUCUCCAUAUUGUGUGACCCGAAUGUGCGGCUAUUUAUCUCGCACGGUGGAAUGCUGGGGUCUCAAGAGGCGGUUUAUUGCGGGGUACCGAUUCUCGGCAUACCCCUGUACGGGGAUCAACACCUGAACGUGGCCUACUUCGUGAAAAGGGGGUUCGCUCUGAAACUGGAUUACCAUCAACUUUCAUACGAGUCGACGAUAUCAAACGCUUUGAACGAACUGCUCCUGAACAAGAGUUACAGGGAUAUGGCAAGGAAAGCCUCCUUCGAGUUCAGGGAUCGACCUAUACCACCCUUGGACGAGGGUGUUUAUUGGAUAGAGUAUUUACUUCGCCAUGGGCCGGAUUCAUUGAGGACAACGGCACCGAAUUUAACUUGGUACCAAUAUUUAUUGCUGGACGUUAUCCUCGCGAUAAUAAUUUCAAUCGUGUUGACGGUAUUUAUCGUUUACAAAUUAUUAAAAUUAUUAAUUUGGAAAGGAAGAAUGUCGGUAGAUGUUAAUAAGAAACGAUCGUGAAGAAAAAUCCUACUUCGAAAUAUUGUAAGAAGUUGUUAAGAUCGUUUGAUUAAUUAAAAAAAAAAAAAUUCUCUGUACAGAUUACACGUUAUAUUUAUUCUUAUAUUUUAUAAUAUAUAAUAAUAAAGUUUUUUAUGUGUUUAUCUGUUUUGUACGUAUAAUAAACGUAAUAUUUAACUCGUUUAAAAA
Apis cerana (Asiatic honeybee) is the source of this 4845-nucleotide messenger RNA. Its product is annotated as UDP-glucosyltransferase 2. Gene Ontology annotation, molecular function: UDP-glycosyltransferase activity. The record is from RefSeq and is a predicted model, not a curated record. Lineage: Eukaryota; Metazoa; Arthropoda; Insecta; Hymenoptera; Apidae.